ACACACUCAAAGCCUGUUGGUUGCCUCGAUCCUCACCCGCGGAAGUUUGUACAGGGAGAAAUCGGCGUUCUGUCAGCUAUUUUAAAAAUGCGUGUUUCAGUUUAGAAUUUUCAGCUUGAAACUUUGUCAUUCUGCGUGUAGGCCGAGCGAAGACGAAAGACAAAACUAAAUUUAAAAGAAUGAAUUCAGCGAGGGAAAGAACAAAGCUAAUAUAAAGUGCUAGCACCUGACAGUUUUCUCGUUGUUAAUUUUUAGUUUGCUUAUUUUUAAAAAUCGCCAGCUUGACAAGCAGACCUGGAAAAGUGCAACAACGACUUAAACUGCAGAUUACCAACUACCGUGAUUUUAUACUUAAAUUAGUGCCAGAAGUCUUUAAUAAUAGUUUUUUUGUUGUUGUUUUGAUUAGCAUGCUAAGCUAGUUGGAGUGCGAGCUGCCAUUCGUCAUUUUGGAUUUCCGUCAAAUCAGCAUCACAUCAGCCUACACACAUCGUCCCGAUUGUGUCAUUUACUGUAAUCUUCACACGGAGAGGACUGUUACACAACAGCAGUUCAUCAUGUUGGGAGAGUGCGGGAUGACAAAAUGGGAGAGACUUGCACUCAGGAGGAACUCUGUCAAGAUGCUGCAGGAUUUAGUGGUGGAUGAUCUACUGAUCCAGUGUCUUCAACAAGAUGGGAUCCUUACAGACAGCAUGGCAGAGAGCAUUAUGGCUAAACCAACAUCCCAGGGCAGGAGUCAUCAAUUGUUGUUUCUUUUGCCUAAACGUGGCCCUCGGGCAUUUAGCACCUUCUGUUCUGCUCUUAAGGAGACUGAGCAACAUCACCUCUGCAAACUGCUCAUGGACUUCACUGAGAAAGAUAAAUGCUUUUCAGAACCCUCGCUUUCUCUUCCAACUCAGGAAUGUGUCACACCUGCAAAAAGACCCCGGACUCAUGAGUCAAUGGAGAUGUGUUUGGAUGCUGACUCUCCUGUGACUACAGCUGUACUUCCCUGCACACCAGAAUUUUACCAGUCCCACAGACCACAGGCUUACCCGAUGCGCUCCUGCCCGCGAGGACUGGCCCUGGUGCUGAGUAAUGUGAGGUUCGACUCAGCAAACACUGAUUUGGACAUUCGAAGGGGAGGAGAGGUGGAUGAGGAGACGCUAAGGAGACUUUUCACAGAGCUGGACUUUAAAGUCAGUCUGCACAGAGAUCUAACAGCAGAGGCAAUGCGCAGGUGCCUAGAGCAGUUUGCCCAGCAGCAGGAGCAUGCAGCAUAUGACUGUGCUGUUGUGUGUUUACUGUCUCAUGGUGUUGAGGGAUCUGUUUACGGCACUGAUGGACAGCUGCUGGAGUUGGACUGGGUGUUUGAGGUUUUUGAUAACGCCCGCUGCCCCUUGCUCCAGAAUAAGCCAAAGAUGUUUUUUAUUCAGGCCUGUCGUGGAGAGGAGAUGGAUAAUGGCGUGGACCAGUUGGAUGGCCAGGAACGGACACAGUCUCCUGGCUGUGAACAGAGGGAUGCUGGGAGAGAGGGAGAGAGAGACAACAGAGAGAAAAAGGAGGAGAAAGAGAGAGAGAGACUGAGAGUCAAACUGCCUCAAAGAUCCGAUAUGAUAUGUGGCUUUGCAACCCUCAAAGGUUUCAGCACUGCUGCAAUGAGAAAUACCAAGAAAGGAUCCUGGUUCAUUCAGGAAUUAAACACUGCCAUCAGACAGAGAGCCAAUAAUACUCACUUGUCAGACAUACUUGUGCAGGUGAAUGGGCAAAUUAAAAGCAGAGAGGGAUAUGCACCUGGAUCAGCCCAUCAUCGCUGUAAAGAGAUGUCAGAGUUCACCAGUUCCCUCUGCAAAGACCUCUACCUCUUCCCUAAGUACUACCCCAGCAACUAAACACACACUCUUAGAACUCACUGCCCUCAUGAUCAGCACACACGUGCAUAUCUGUUACCUGCCAUAAGCUGCGUACACUCUUUCUCAUUCCCCAGUACAGUGAUGGUUUCUUUAGAUUUUUUGGAUUUGCCAAGAUAUAUCACUUUUACAUUAAGUCUGGGAGUGCGCUAGGCAAAUAUAUUUUAUUUUACUCUCUAUGUCCUGCCUUGCUCUUUUGAAUGAAAUUUAAAAAGAGUGAAAUGGAAGUUAAGGCAUAAAUGUGAAAAAAAAAAAAUGCCAUGAUUUAUAAAUAGAGACUGAGGUUUAAAUAAGCCACAGUAUGUUUUUUUAUUUUACAACUGUAUAAAAUUUGGCAGAUAUAUUUUUUCAUGAAUCCUGCAUAUUUUUAUCAGACUUUUUUUUAUUUGUUCUUUUCUUUAUCUGUACUUCUUGAUUUAUAAUUGUAAAGUCAUUUUAAAGUAAAAAAAAAAA
Molecule: messenger RNA, 2339 nt
Organism: Danio rerio (zebrafish)
Lineage: Eukaryota; Metazoa; Chordata; Actinopteri; Cypriniformes; Danionidae
Source: RefSeq, a predicted model, not a curated record